Messenger RNA from Talaromyces rugulosus, 591 nucleotides. RefSeq lists its product as uncharacterized. Lineage: Eukaryota; Fungi; Ascomycota; Eurotiomycetes; Eurotiales; Trichocomaceae. Bases 1 to 591 code for a protein of 196 amino acids. The transcript has a single exon. The record is from RefSeq and is a predicted model, not a curated record.
AUGCCGGGAGCUCUCCCUGUUACUUUCCAGGAUUUGGCGACAGGCCCCACCGAAGGCGUUGAUACGACUUCAGCUUAUCACGGUGGUAUAUUGAACGACGAAAACCUGAUCAAGCAGCGGAAAUUUUCGGUAAAAGAGACCGUUGCGCCAGUGAAAACAAUAACGGAUUGCAAACUGAAUUCCGAAGCGGACAUUUACUUGGAAGAGUUGAAGCAAGCCGUUCACUUUUACUCCGGUACAGACCAUAGAGAGACUUACAAUAUUAACAAUAAUACAAAUAAAAAUGAAAUGGUUGCCAACGUAUCACCGGACAAUCUAAGGACCACGACACAACAUGGCUCGACAUCUAACAACAUCAAUUACAUCCAAGCCACAAAGGAAGCACUAUUGCUAUUUAUAAUUCAGUUUUUUGUGAAAUUUCUAGGUACAGGCUCGAUUAAGAAAUUACUUGAUCCUAUACUAGAAAAUUCCCACGAUGCUACCAUUCCCUUGGAAACACCAGAAGAAAGACUUGAAGAAAGUGAGCUAGAUGGCCAAUUUACUGGUGAUGAAGAGAAGCCUACAAAAAUAGGCACCCUACAUGUAUUGUGA